This is a messenger RNA of Lotus japonicus, 2040 nucleotides long. RefSeq names its product AT-hook motif nuclear-localized protein 5-like. The coding region runs from base 720 to 1796 and encodes 358 amino acids. The transcript is spliced from 5 exons. NCBI's taxonomy places the organism in Eukaryota, Viridiplantae, Streptophyta, Magnoliopsida, Fabales, Fabaceae. The record is from RefSeq and is a predicted model, not a curated record. Gene Ontology annotation, molecular function: minor groove of adenine-thymine-rich DNA binding.
UAGGACACACUUUCCCUCCAAUGCUCAUUAGCCUGCCAUUCCAGUUGGUAUUGUUUUGUUUGUUGUGUUUGCUUUUUUUAAUGUUUCUGCCUUCUUGGUCAGAUACUUCCAUUUCCACCACUCACUCACUCCAGCCUAACUAGUGACUAGUGACUGACUACUACCCAAAGUUCCAACCCAAGCACACCAUUAACAAAAGGCUCUUCCUUUUACUCAUCAGUUUCACACACACUCUUCACUCACCCACCCCACUUUAAUUCAAAACCUCCAAUUUUUAUUCUUUAUUUUUUCUCAACCCAGGUUCCAACUCUCACUCUUUGUCUUUUCUUCCCUCUCUUUUCCCCCUUUUUCCACUUCCUGCACUCUCCUGUCAAAACCCUAGAUUUCAAAUCUGGGGUUUUGUUUUCUCAAUGUGUUGCAGAGACAUGAUUCUGAGCACUGCCAGCUUGCAAGUCUGAAUUUUUUGUCUGGAAUCCAAGCUUCUGAUGUUCCAGCAUUUUUUAUUUCUAUAUAUUUCCAUGGUGACACUGGUUUGAGUUCUAAAGCUUACUCCUUUCUAAUUGGUAGGAGUUUUGAUCUUUGGUGUGGUGCUUUUUCUAAUUGGUAGGAGUUUUGAUCUUUGGUGUGGUGCUUAGAUUUGUGUAGGUGAUUUUGAUUUUUAACAUAGUUGCAUAGGUGCCAGAAAGUUAGUAUAUUUAUUACAAAUUUCUGGUGAAUGCAUGGAUGGGAGAGAAGCUAUGGCAUUUUCUGGUGGCUCUGCAUAUUUCAUGCAUAGAGGAGGGGUCCCAGGGUCUGGCUCUGGGACUCAGGUAGGAGGAGGAGGAGGUGGGGGGUUUCAAGGACCCCCUGGAUUCAGAGCGUUGUCGUCGAACCCUGGCAUUCAAGCUCAGUCAAAUGCCAGGGUUCAGGGUGGCUCUGUUGGUCCUAGUCCAACAUUUUCAGUGGAGCCUCAGGUUCGUGCCGAUUUUAAUCGCGGCAGUAUCAUUGGUGCCUCUUCUGGGACACCUUCGAGUGAGCCUGUGAAAAAGAAAAGAGGGAGACCUCGUAAAUACGGUCCUGAUGGACCAGGACCAGUUUCUUUGAAACUGUCUCCAAUGUCUGCCCCUGCUAAUCCUAACCAGGGUUCGACCACAUCGUCUGAGAAACGCGGUAGAGGCCGCCCACCUGGAUCUGGAAGGAAGCAACAGCUAGCCCUUUUAGGUGAUUGGAUGAAUAGUUCAGCAGGGGUGGCUUUUUCUCCACAUGUUAUCACCAUUGCUGUUGGGGAGGACAUUGUAGCGAAGUUAUUGUCAUUAUCACAGCAGAGACCAAGGGCACUUUGCAUCUUAUCGGGCACUGGAACAGUUUCUUCAGUUACUCUCCGACAGCCUGCUUCCACCAAUACCAGUGUAACUUUUGAGGGGCGAUUCCAAAUAUUAUGCUUGUCUGGUUCUUACUUGGUGUCUGAAGAUGGAGGACCCUCAAACAGAACAGGUGGCAUAAGUGUUUCUCUUUCUAGCCCUGAAGGUCAUGUUAUUGGUGGUGGUGCUGCUACGCUUAUUGCUGGAAGUCCAGUGCAGGUGGUAUUGGGCAGUUUUGUGUAUGGUGGUGGCUCUAAGACAAAGACCAAGCAAGAGGCCACUGACAGAGAUGAAAGUUCUGAGCCUCUUCAGCACAGUGACAAGUUACCUUCUCCAGCCAGUGCCCCACCUAGUCAAAACUACAUCUCCCCUGCAACCGGCAUUUGGCCUGGAUCGCGACCACCGGACCUGAAAAGCGUGCAUGCACACACUGGCAUCGACUUGACACGUGGCUGAAAUUUUAUUCUGGAAGCAGUGUUGUAUAUACCUGUUGUUGUAAAUUUACUUUAGUUUGUGAGCAUUGUGGCUUUGCUUGUUAUCCCCAUUGUUGGGUGACAAGUUUCCAUUCACAUGCUGAAACAAAUGAAUCAUUCAGCAUUAAUGACUAUUCUUGACUCAUUCAAAAAAUGUCUGGUUAGAUGUUAGUGAUUUACAUUGUCUCAAUUUGAUUUCAAUGAAUUAGGGAUUUACAUUGUCUCAA